UUUCUCAAGAGGACCAUACUGAAUCUGCCUGCUUUGCCUGUAUCCUUCUGAGCCAUGGAGAAGAGGACGUGAUUUAUGGGACAGAUGGAGUGACCCCAAUAAAAGAUCUGACUGUCCACUUUAGAGGAGAUAAAUGCAAGAGCCUCUUAGGGAAACCUAAAUUAUUUUUCAUUCAGGCUUGCCGAGGUACUGAGUUUGAUGACGGGAUCCAGACAGAUUCCGGGCCUAUCAAUGAUACAAAUGCCAAUCCUGGAUGCAAAAUACCGGUUGAAGCUGAUUUUCUCUUUGCCUAUUCCACAGUUCCAGGUUAUUAUUCGUGGAGGAAUCCAGGAAAGGGAUCUUGGUUUGUGCAGGCCCUUUGCUCAGUCCUGAAUGAAUUUGGAAAAAGCCUGGAGAUCAUGCAGAUUCUCACGCGAGUGAACUAUAGAGUGGCCAUGGACUUUGAAUCUCAGUCCGACAACCCGUGUUUCAAUGAGAAGAAGCAGAUUCCAUGCAUGGUCUCCAUGCUCACCAAAGAACUCUACUUUUGACAACAUAGUCAACUACACCAAGGACAGUUCAAUCGGGAACUGUGGAUCUUUCUUAUUUUUUUAAAAAAAAAAAAAAACCUUUAAUUUGUUUUAAUGUCAUGACUUGUGAUCUUAAAUUUCCAGAAGUGUUGAAUUGAGGGGAAAACCAUCAAACUGGCAGAGUACCCUUUCAGUGAUCCUUGGUGCUUUCAUAAAUUUUCAAAGGGACUAUAAUUUUUAAAUUAUAGUUUUGUUUCAAUGACUGUUUAUAAUUAUCUCAGGAUUCAGAGAUAUGGGGCAAAGGGUUUGUUGAUGAUUUCUUUUGAACUUUUCUGGAAUGGGAUGCAAAUAACACAAGUGACCUCGCCGUUGGCUGCUCACAACGUGUGCCUCUCGAUUGUGAAUGGACACGGAAAAAAAAACAUGUCUAUAUUACCAAAUAAAAUUACUGCUGGCAGUCUUGGAAAGAA
Molecule: messenger RNA, 979 nt
Organism: Gracilinanus agilis (Agile Gracile Mouse Opossum)
Lineage: Eukaryota; Metazoa; Chordata; Mammalia; Didelphimorphia; Didelphidae
Product: caspase-7-like
Exons: 3
Biological process (GO): proteolysis; apoptotic process
Cellular component (GO): cytoplasm
Source: RefSeq, a predicted model, not a curated record